Paramormyrops kingsleyae is the source of this 5031-nucleotide messenger RNA. The record is from RefSeq and is a predicted model, not a curated record. Lineage: Eukaryota; Metazoa; Chordata; Actinopteri; Osteoglossiformes; Mormyridae.
AACCCACAAUAUUAACAGCAAAGUGUCUAAUCUCAAUGCUAGAUCAGGUGUCUACUGCUGCUCCUCCUACAGUGAUGCUCAAGCUGAAGAGAUCCACUGCUUUGUGUCUGAGGGUGGUGGGCUGCUGAUGGCAGGUCAAGCAUGGUGGUGGUCCGGCAAUAACCGUCAACAAGACCCAACUGCAUGGUACCCUGGGAACAGAAUCCUCAAUCGAUUUGGGAUCAGCAUACUGCAGUACACUGUUGAGCAGAAACUCUACAAGGCUCCCAGUGUAGACAAAGCUUUGAAGUGUCCUCACUUCCGCAAAGAGCUCUCUGAAAUGAUAAGCCAUGUGAAGAACCAUAGAUCUCUGCGGGGUUUCAAGUCAUCAAUGAGUCAUUUCUCUAGAAACUGUACUUCCUACCUAAACAUGAAGGCUCAUUACAGUCCCAUGUACACUGGGGUUUUGGAGGAGUUAACUUCAGUUGUCACAGGGAGCAGUGUUUUUAAAGUUAGUCCAGAGUUUCCCGUGAGAAGUGAGACAGAAAAGAUCAUACUGCAUCUUGCUAAUACCAUAUAUGAACUGAAUCCAGGACAACUGACCACAAGCAUUCUGAGACCGUAUGUUUCCACUCAUACUACAACCAUUACCAUUGAUGGCAGCAAUAAAGGUGCAAAAUUAUGGAGAAGCACAGGCCUUUAUGUGUCUCCAGGGACACAAGUAACAAUUUGUGUGCCACCAGGUGUCUCUGGGAAAGGCCUGCAAGUGCAGAUUGGCUGCCACACUGAUGACCUGAGUAGCCUGAAAGAGCUGAAACGGGCACCAGUGGUCACUAAGUGCUUCCCAGUUGAAGCAGAGAGGGUGAAUGUGUCCAGCCUCUGGGGAGGACUCCUGUACCUCAUUGUGCCCCCAAACAGCCAGCUUGGCAGCUUGGACAUAGUUGUGGAGAACGCAGUCAAGGCCCCCUAUUUCAAACUGGGACUGAGCAAAGUUUCCAGCUGGCAGUCCAGUGAGCGCUCUAAUCCUGCCCCAUGGGCAGAGCUGGAGGCUGACAGCAUCAUCUUGACAGUGCCUUCAAGUGAUGUGCGACACCUGGACGACCCCAUACCAUUACUGACCCUCUGGAACAGCAUCAUGGAGGGGGUCUCCAAACUGGCUGCUGGCCCCUCCCCUUUUCCACGCCCCGAGCGCAUCGUCGCAGAUGUUCAGAUAUCUGCAGGAUGGAUGCAUGCAGGGUACCCUGUUAUGCUUCAUCUGGAAUCUGUGAAAGAAAUAGCCCAGCUUACGUACAUGAGAUCUGAAGGCAUGUGGGGUCCCAUCCAUGAGCUGGGACACAACCAGCAGAGGAAGAUGUGGGAAUUCCCUCCACAUACCACAGAAGCCACCAAUAACCUGUGGUCUGUCUACAUUCAUGAGACAGUAUUAAACAUCCCCAGAUACAAAGCACAUCCUGCUCUCAAGCCAGAAGCUCGUAAAGUGACGAUAAAAGAGUAUGUUGUGGGUGGAGCAAACUUAAAAGACUGGACAGUCUGGACAUGUUUGGAGACCUACUUGCAGCUUCAGGAAGGCUUUGGUUGGGACGCUUUCAUCCAGGUCUUCUCUGACUACAAGGUGAUGCCCCACAGUGAGAUGAAGAAGGAGGAGAAGAUGAACCUGUGGGCGGAAAAAUUUUCUCAGAAGGUGAAGAAAAACCUGGUGCCUUUCUUUAAGGCCUGGGGCUGGCCCAUCGAGGACCAGGUGGCCAAGAAAGUAUCAUCUUUACCAAAAUGGGACAACAAUCCCAUGAUAAGUUACCUUUAAGUUCUAGUGACAACCAUUCCGUUUUUCAUUUAGUGUUUAAUGAAUCCAUUAGGUGGUUUAAAAUUACAUUAUAUCCAGACUCAUGUGACAGACAAUGAAGAUUAUGGAAACCCUGUAGGGCAAAACACACCAGCAAAUAUGAAAACAUGCCACCAAUAUAAAAACAAGCCAGCAAAUACAGAAACACACUAAAAAAAUAAGAAAACAUGUCAGCAAAUACAAAAGCAUGCUGUUAAAUAAAAUACAUCAGCACAUAAGAAAACACACCAUGAAAUACAAAAAUACAUCAGUAAAUAACAAAAUACACCAGCAAAUAAGAAAACAUGCCAGCUAAUAUGAAAACAUACCAGCGAAUGGGAAAACAUACCAGGAAAUGGGAAAAUGCUACAACAUUCGCAGAACUGAAAUCAUAAAGGGUAUGUACCUCCUGAUCGUCACGUGCUUGUGAAUGAUUGGACAGGGAGCCUGUCAAUUGGCAUCCCAUUGUCUUAUAGGAGUAGGCAUCUUUAAGUACUAGCAUUGGGUUGCACCAGGUAAGCGUAAGUUCGAUCAUAAAGUUGGGUGUAAAGUGUAGCUUAAAUCAUAUGUUGAAGCUAGCUAGUUUUAAACUAGCACCAUGUUCUUUGUCAGUUGCACUACUGCCACUUAAGUUACAUCAUAGAUAGUAGCUACUAAAUAAAAAUCUUGUCGCACAGAAUGAUGUUUUGACCUUGGACAGCCAAUCAGUAUCAUUAUCUGAUAUUACUGUAACCAACUCACUGCUCCACAUGUUUGUUGAGUUUGGAUGAUACAUACAGUAGCUACUGAUUUGUUUUCUCUGUAUUUGCAAGUAGUAUUUCAACCACAGCUGUAAUAAAACUAGUAAUGCACCAUAAGAACUGUGUUCACUGGGUAGCUUACUAAAUAUAGUUAGGGAUGCAACGUAUCACAAAACUCACUGUUCGGCUUGUAUCAUGGUAUUUGAGUCAUGGACCGGACCAUUUAAUGAAUUAGCAAAAAAAGGAGACAAAUUUAACUUUGCUUUCCAAUUAUUACUCAAACAACUUAAAGAAAACUCAAAGCAAAGAACUUGUAACACAUGCCCCUUUAACAUGAACACACAACUGUAUUGUCUGUAUGAGUUCAUUGUAACUCUGCCUCAGAACUUAUUUUUCUUGUGAUCUUAACAUAGCCAAAGUUGUUCUCUUGAAAUCACAAAAGAAAAGUUAUCUUGGGAAAAUACAAGUUGUAAUUACAAACGCGAACAGCAUUUGUCAAGAGAAAGUUUAUAUUAUGAUUUAGUCAUACAUUAUAGCUUAACGUGGCGCAACUUAUUAUUACUUAGUAGUUUGUAAACUCGAACACAGGGGCAGUUUACGUCCACCAUAGACUACGGUCAAACUUACGCUUAAAAGGUGAAACCCAAUGCAUUAACCUUGUAAGUCUCCAUAUCCAUGCAGAAAGAGUGAUCAAUAUUCAAUCCUGCAUGGUACUUUACCUGUGGAAAUGUUAAAUAUAAAAGCGGGAGACAAAGAGGUUCAAGUAAACAAAAUAGUGAGAAUAUGGUGUGUCAGUCUGUUGUUCCAUUUGAAUGAGAAUUUUCUGGAACUUGAAAAAUAAAGCAGCGAGGACUGACAAAUAAUGACCACUUCAUUCGUGAUCUCGGUUGGAAGUUUGUUUCAUAUUGUGCCUUUAAAUACAGGUCAGUGAGAAAUAUCUUAAAUCACGAUCCCUUUAUUUACAUGCAUCAUAUGAACUGUAAGUGAAAUUCUUGUGCCACAGUUACAGGAGAAGAAACAGGUGUAUGAGGGCCAAUAGGACAAAAUAGUAUAAACAGCAGUGCAAUAACAGAUGCGAUAUGAAGUGCAAUAUAAGAUAUGAAUAUGAAGAGUGGAACAAUAAAUAUAUUCAGCAUGCCUCAGUUUGUGCAGGCUAGGCAAAGUGCAAAGCCCACUGAUAAAAGUGCAAAUAUGUAAACAGUACACCCAAAUGCGUGAACUUCUCUAUCAAGGAAAGAGGUUCUUCUGGGAGUAGCGGCUGUUCUCUAGGAGUGGUGGAUUUGAUGAGUAAUUAUAAGAGCACAACAACAAAUAAAUCGAUCUGCAAUUUACCUAUAAAACACAUUGACCUAUGUGCGAUCAGACGAGAUUUGUUGUAAUGAUAACGAAAACAGGCACAGCACCGUAACAUUAACCUUAUAGCCCAGAACAAAGUAAUUGCUUGCACAUGUCUGGUUGUACAUAUCAUUUAAUGGCAUUACAUGAUAAAAUUAAGAUAAUGAUUAUAUAUAAUAAUAAAUGAUGAGUAAGCAAGUGAUUUAUACUUAUAUGUGAAUACACCAAAAUAUUUCGUCCACUUCAGAGUCACCCAUGACAUUUACAGCAAGAGGCUCACAUUCAUCUAAGUCUUUCGAUUGCAAUGUGUAUAGUCACAUCUAAUGACACUUGUUUUCUCUUUGAAUCUUUUGCUUGCAUCUGCUACCUAAAGAAGCACCAUUUGAUUAACUGGUUAUGGCUUGUUGGCUGAUUUACAGGCUCCCUGUCCAAUCAGUAACAAGCAUGUGAUGAUCAGUAGGUAUAUGCCCUUUCUGUCUUCAGUGCUGCUAAUUUUGAAGUGUUUUCAUAUUUGCUGCUGUGUUUUCCCAUUUGCUGGCAUAUUUUCAUAUUUACUGGAGUGUUUUCUCAUGUGCUGGUGUGUUUUUGUACUUGCUGGCGUGUUUUGUCCUUCAGGACUUCUAUAGUAGUUAGCUCCAUUUAUGGGUACAUUCCCAACAAAGGACCAAAUUACAGAGUAAUGCAUGUUUUUCUGUGACACUGUAUCUGUCUGGAAUGGGUAAUGGGUGGUUUUUAUGAUAAUAACUGCUUUGUACCCAGUUUAAAAAGCAACUGCGGCAGGGACUGUUUAGACCUCACUGAAAGUGAUGACAUGUAAACUAUAGAAGUAGGUGCUUGCUUCAAAACAGUGUGGGACACAUAAAAUUAUUAAGAGUGAAAAUGAAUAUAAUAGGGAGACAUCGAGCUCUGACACUUCACUGUCAUCCACUGUGUAGUCUUAGAUUUAUUAUUGCAACCAUAGAAUUGCCUUGUAACCAUAUCUUUGCAUGUUACAUUUUUGUCUAAUAAUUAUCAAAGUAGUACACAGGUUUCCUAAUCCUGGAAUGUUACUGUAAACACAAGUUCCCAGGUCUCCUAAUGCACACUUUGAGAAAUCCAAUAUCAGUGCUGUAUGUGUUGUCCCAGUAAUUUCAUUAAAAGCCUGUAAAAAAACUAAAA